This is a messenger RNA of Hibiscus syriacus, 1222 nucleotides long. Its product is annotated as probable 2-oxoglutarate-dependent dioxygenase ANS. The transcript has 3 exons. Lineage: Eukaryota; Viridiplantae; Streptophyta; Magnoliopsida; Malvales; Malvaceae. Bases 95 to 1132 code for a protein of 345 amino acids. The record is from RefSeq and is a predicted model, not a curated record. Gene Ontology annotation, molecular function: dioxygenase activity.
UUUUAUUAAGAAAAUCGUCUUUGUAUCAAUUUUGAUAAAGCUUUGCCAAAAAGCUAUGUCAACUAUCCAACCACAGCACUAUUAAGGUUUCACCAUGGGAGAGAUUGAUGAAGCUUUUGUCCAGGAACCUGACCACAGGCCGACACUUAGUACAAUCGAAGUCGAUGAGAUCCCGGUAAUCGACCUGUCGGCUUGGGGAACCGAAAAGCUCGCAAUAGAGAUCGGGAAGGCGUGCCAAAAAUGGGGUUUUUUCCAAGUGAUCAACCAUGGGGUGCCUUUGGAAUUGCGCUACAGGGUCGAGAAAGUGGCCAAAGCGUUCUUUCACCUUCCCAUAGAGGAGAAAAGGAAAGCUAAGCGAGAUGAAUUGAACUUUACGGGUUACCAUGACGAAGAACAUACUAAGAACAUCAGAGACUGGAAAGAGGUUUUCGAUAUGUUGAUACAAGACCCCACGAUUCUCCCAGCAUCACCUGACCCCGAUGAUGAGGGAAUAAGGACGUACACUAACAAGUGGCCUGAGAAUCCCCCUGAGUUUAGGGAGACAUGCCUGGAGUAUUGCAGAGAGGUGGAGAAAUUGGCUUUCAGAUUGCUGGAACUCAUUUCUAUAAGCUUAGGUUUGGCUGCUGACCGAUUGGGUGACUUGUUCAAACACCAGACUGGUAUGUUGAGGCUGAAUUAUUAUCCUCCUUGCCCUUAUCCUGAGCUAGCACUCGGUGUUGGUAGACACAGGGAUGGUGGUGCCUUAACUGUCCUUGCUCAGGAUGAUGUUGGUGGCUUGCAAAUUAGGAGGCAAUCAGAUGGGGAGUGGAUUCCUAUCAAACCUAUCCCAAAUGCCUACAUCAUUAACAUUGCUGAUAGUCUUCAGGUCUGGAGUAACGAUCUUUACGUGAGUGCAGAGCAUAGAGUGGUGGUGAAUUCUCAAAGGGAAAGAUUCUCGAUUCCAUUCUUCUUCUUCCCUUCCCACUAUGUCACAGUGAAGCCUCUGGAGGAGCUAGUGAAUGAGAAAAAUCCGGCAAAGUAUAAAGAAUAUAACUGGGGAAAGUAUUAUGUUAAUCGAACCGGAAGCAACUACAAGAAACUUGAUGCUGAAAACGUUCAAAUCGAUCAUUUCAAGGCUCCCGAAUCCGAGUAAUUGUUGCAGUAACAUCUUUAUUCUAAAUUAUUACCUGUCUUAAGUUUCAGUUUUAAAUUGUCAUGAUAUAUUAGAUAAGAGUUUGUAUCA